Messenger RNA from Labrus mixtus (cuckoo wrasse), 1835 nucleotides. RefSeq names its product VPS33B interacting protein, apical-basolateral polarity regulator, spe-39 homolog (gene vipas39). The record is from RefSeq and is a predicted model, not a curated record. NCBI's taxonomy places the organism in Eukaryota, Metazoa, Chordata, Actinopteri, Labriformes, Labridae. The transcript has 19 exons. Gene Ontology annotation, cellular component: membrane; cytoplasm. The coding region runs from base 90 to 1625 and encodes 511 amino acids. Gene Ontology annotation, biological process: vacuolar transport; intracellular protein transport. Gene Ontology annotation, molecular function: ATP binding.
CUACAACUCCCAGAAGACUUUGCGCGACCGGAAGCCGUUCAGCCCCCGUCAGAGUAGAAGAAGAAGAAGAGGAGCUGCAGCUGGUGAAGAUGAUGAAGAGUAAAGCGGACGAGGAAGAAUACUGGAACAGCUCCAAGUUCAAAGCUUUCACCUUCGACGACGAUGAUGACGAGUUCAGCCAGUUGAAGGAGUCGAAGCGAGCGGUGAACAGCAUCCGCCCCCUGGUGGAGGAAGACGACGAUGAAGACGACGUGGAGAAGGUCAGCUGGAGCGGAGAGCCCGUCGGGAGUAUCGCCUGGUCUGUCAGAGAGACGGCAGCGUCCAAUCAGAGGACAGACAGGGAGCCCACCUUCCCCAAAAUCAACACGGACACGACCACCAUCAGCAAGAGCAACUCUGGAUACUCUCUGAGCUCACUGUUCAAAGGGAAAUCUAGAGGAGGAACGUUCCAGUCUCUGACUGACACGCUCAGUGACUCGUCUGUCAGACUCUACGCACCAGAACUACGGAAACCCAAAUCUGAGUACAAGGAUUAUGUCAGUGAUUGGUCGCCUGAGGAGACGGUCCAGAGGAUGCAGCGGGGGAAGGCCGUGUCUCUGGAGAAGUUCCAUUCUCGUCAGGAUAAGCUCCUCCUCCUGGAUUCGGCGGUCAGCGCUCAUGAUGGAAACGUCAUCACUGCUGUGUUAAUAUUCCUGAAGAGGACUCUGAGUAAAGAGGUUUUGUUCGGGGAGCUGGAGUCCAGAGAGACCGCUCUCAGACACCUGAUCCAGUACCUGACUGAGAUCAGAGACAACAGAACCCUGCUGGAGCUUCUCAGGUCUCUGGGCAGGAUGGAAGACGUGGCGCUUCUGCAGUAUAAAGAGCACCUGAGCAUCUCUGAUGAAAACAAGAGGCGGGACUUCCUGAAGAGCUGCCUCAGUCUCCCGUUCUCUGCAGAGGACUCGGCUCACAUUCAGGAUCACUACACCCUGCUGGAGAGACAGAUCAUCAUCGAGGCAACUGACCGGCAGGCCGAGCGAGGAGGGAAGGUGGAAAUCUUCCAGAAGUUUCCCAGAAGAGCUUCAAUCCUCAACAUGCCGUUAGUCACAACUCUGUACUACUGCUGCUUCUACCACUACACCGAGCCCGAGGGAAUGUACAGCAGUCCGUUGAACAUCCGUCAAACCUUCAAGAUUCCAGAGAAGCAGUACUUUGUGACGGCGUUGUCGGCGCGGGCGAAGCUGAAGGCGUGGUCGGAUGUGGACGCUCUGUUCACGAGCAGGAACUGGCUCGGCUUCACCCGGAAGAAAUCACCGCUCAACUUCCAACGAGUCGUUGACAUCCUGCAGAAGAACUCCGCCCCCACACAGGUGCUGAAGGACUACGUGGCGCUGGUUGAUGAUGCGGACGUCAGGAUCGGUUUGGCUCAGAAAUAUAAAUGUCACGACAUCGUCAUCAGCACGUACCGGGACCUGAAGGACCGACAGCUGUUGCUAGGAUACCGGGGAAAGGUUGAGAGAGGGUCGACGGAGGAGAGGAAGAUUGACGAGCUGCUCAACAACCCGGUGAGGAAGAGAAUGAUGACAUCACCAUCAUCAUCAUCAUGUGACCUCACUGAAUGUUUCUUCUUCUCUUUCAGCAAAUGAGGUGGAAGAACUGACCGUCACACAGGAAAAGGACAUUAGGGACGUCCAAUCAGCUUUCAGCCUGGGGGAGUGCUCACUGAGCUGCUGCCCCCAAAGCGCAGAGUGGGCGGGGCUUAUUGUUCUUGAGUCAUUGAUGACUCAUCAGAAAGACAUUCCUGAAAAAUGUUUUGUAAAUAUGAAUGUAAAUAAAUAUUAUCAACAAAUGUGAAA